Galdieria sulphuraria is the source of this 2076-nucleotide messenger RNA. Its product is annotated as MFS transporter, PHS family, inorganic phosphate transporter. Gene Ontology annotation, molecular function: carboxylic acid transmembrane transporter activity. The record is from RefSeq and is a predicted model, not a curated record. Bases 24 to 1964 code for a protein of 646 amino acids. The transcript has 2 exons. Gene Ontology annotation, biological process: carboxylic acid transport; transmembrane transport. Lineage: Eukaryota; Rhodophyta; Bangiophyceae; Galdieriales; Galdieriaceae. Gene Ontology annotation, cellular component: plasma membrane.
AUUCAAUUCAUUUGUUUGGAAGGAUGAACGGAAUUAGUGCAAGGGUUGAUGUCGUUGGAGAAGAACUGUACAGAAGUUCCUUGGAGAUAGUAAGGGCUUCUGAAGAAUACAAACCAAAGGGAAGUAGUGAAGUGGUGGAAAUGGGUGAACCACAGAUGAACAAACUGGAACCUCUGUCAGAUGAAGACAAAAGCACUAUUCGCUUCAAUGCCUUCGGUACAGCAGCUGGUUUCUUUGUGAAUGGCUAUAUGUACGAUAUCAGUAUAGUACUAUUGACAAUGUUUUCAGAUAUUUUCCCAAGUGUUGCCAACGACAACACUUUGCAGUCUGCAAUAGGAGUCUCUAUGCUCUAUGGAGUCAUGUUUGGUCUACUGGCUUUUGGUUUUAUUGCAGACUACUUUGGAAGAAAGAAGGGACUCAUUAUGUGUUCCUGUCUUGUUCUUUUGGGAAACAUUAUUGGAGUCGCAAUGAAUGGAACUACUCAUGUAGGUCUUAUGUGGAUGAUGUGUAUCGCUCUUGGAGUUGCAGGCCUUGGAAUGGGAGGUGAAUAUACUUGCAAUGUCCCGAACGUCAUGGAAGAUAGUGAACAGCUCAAUACUGCAACGAGAGGUCGAAGAGUUGCUAUGCUCGUCAUGUGUUUAGAAGUUAUUGGAAAUUAUGCUCCUUUCGCUGUUCAGCUUCUCUUGGUUGGCGUUGCAUGUCGCCAUUCGUAUCUCGGAGUUGCUUCCAACUGUAAUUGGAACGUUGUGGCUCGACUAUCCUUUGGAAUUGCCACCAUACCUGUGAUAACAGUUCUUAUAUUUCGAACAAAAAUGAAGGAUUCUCUUAUGUUUAAGAAGGAUCAGCAACGGAGAGGAAGAAGAUACGAUGGAUUGGAUUUAUUUGUCAUUCUUCGUCAUUUUAUGCCUAGAACAAUUGGUACUGUGAUUAUGUGGUUUUUAAUAGAUUGGAUCAACUAUAGUCAGGGUACCUUUGGUGCACUUAUUUUACAAACUGUUAUUGGAGUCUCCCUUUUCAAAAGUAUUUGGAUAUCUUUAGUUGAAGGUGCAGCAUGGUUGAUGUGGCUUCCUUUUCUCGCAGCCUUUGUAGUAGACAAAUUGGGUAGGAGGAAGACAGAAAUGCUUGGAUGGAUGUGGUUAGCAAGUACUCAGAUCAUUAAUACUGGCUUCUUUUGGCAACUAAAAGCGAAGCCUAUUGCAUGGAUUAUUUGGAGCACAUUUGUGGGAGGAUUUCAAUAUUUUGUCUUUAUACCUGUAUAUUUGGUUCCUGCAGAAGCUUUUCCAACUCGAAUCAGAGCAACUAUGUAUGGUAUUUCUUCUGCUCUUGGCAAGAUGGGUGGUAUUGUUGGAACGACAACAUUUCCUAGUAUUUGGUUACGUUGGUCUGGAGGUGUCACGAAAACAAAUGAAGGACUUCGAAAGACAAUGUGGUUUUAUGGUGGCAUGGAAUAUUUGGCUUUGAUUAUUUGCACAUUCUUUGUUCCAGAGUAUUCUCAUCGAUCUCUUGUCGGGGAAGAUACUCGUUUCAUUGAGUUGAGAAGAAGGCAUUGCGCCCGCCUUGCUCAAAAGUGUCAAGUGACACCUGAGGAUUUACAACGUGAAGAUUUGCAACAGCACAACCUCAAGACUAUGAUUCGUAAAUUCUUUUUCGCAUCAAAACAGGAAUUUUCUGAAUAUCGUCGUGUAUAUUUGGCUUCUCUUUGUCUUUCCGAAAAACUUUUGAACACUGCCCAUAUUGAAUACGUUGCCAGUUUACCUGUGGACUACAGAGAUCUAACUUUAUUUUCUUCGUUGUUGUUGAAAUAUAAGUUGGGCAAGGAAGGCUAUCGAAAGUUUGUAGAAAAUUCUGAAGCUAUGGGAUUUUAUGAUUCUACUAGAGAAAUGGAAAUGUUUUAUGACAAAGAAAAUGGUAAAGUAGUGGAUGACAUCGCUUCUCAAGUACUGGAUGAUGAGAAACGCUCUUAAUGUUUUUCUCAUUUGUGUCGUUAUUAUUAGUUAGUAAAGAACAACUUGUUUCCGUUGCAGUCAAUAUCAAAACAAUAUUACGGUUUCAUAACUGAGAUACAAUCGUGCACUU